Aureobasidium melanogenum CBS 110374 is the source of this 1326-nucleotide messenger RNA. RefSeq lists its product as uncharacterized. NCBI's taxonomy places the organism in Eukaryota, Fungi, Ascomycota, Dothideomycetes, Dothideales, Saccotheciaceae. The record is from RefSeq and is a predicted model, not a curated record. The transcript has a single exon. Bases 1 to 1326 code for a protein of 441 amino acids.
AUGAGCAACUACUCCUCCGAGGAUAUCAACAUCGUUGUGGACAGCGCUCCACAAGGAAUUCUUGGCACAUUCGUACCAGGUCAAACAGUCUCCGGCAAGGUCAUCUACACUCCACGAGGUCAAGUCGACAUAAACCACGUCGUCAUAAUCUGCAAAGGAAUCAAUUACACGAAAAUCACGGAAAGCAAUGGCAAUACCUCAAGUACCUAUAGAGAAAAGAUCAUCUUAUUCAGGGAUCUGGAUACGAUAUUUAGAGGUCCUCAUACCAUCCCUGCAGGGACAUACGAAUGGCCUUUUCGGUUCGAGCUGCCUGUCCGGACUGACUACAGUCGAAAGCCUCGACGGAAAGAUGAGCAGUACCAAUUAGGCGAUCAAGAUCUACCUCCCACUUUCAAGUUAGCCAGCUCGAAUCCAGAAGCGGAUGUCACCUACAAACUCAAAGUAAAGGUCAACCCGGGAAACUUCAUACAUACGACUACGCGCACGAAAGAACUCCCGGUCUGGUGUCUAUCUCGGAUCCCUUUGAAACCGCCAGUACCACUAGACAGUUUCAGUGAAGGCAAUGGACGCUUCAAGAGCAACUCUCUACGACCAACUCAGCACACCUUCAAGGAGAAGAUGAGACAUGCUUUCACCAGCGAUGCGACGUUGAGGACUCCAGAGAUAAAUAUUAGCGUGCGAUUCAAGAUGCCUCGGUGUGUGAGCGCAACACAGUACAUGCCAAUAGAGCUCGCUUGUAAACACACCAUAUCGGGCCAGAAUGAUCCCGAAUGUCCGGAGCUCGUCCUCGAUGGCUGCACUUUCUCACUUAACACCUACACGAACGUCAGAGCGAAAGGCACUGGCUGCGAUCAUCACAAAAGUAAGAAGAAUACGGUUGUCGGCCAUUCAAUACGUGGCAGCCAGACGCUCUUGCCACUUGACGGUUCUUUCGUACCUAUCUGGGAACCUAUCCGUCUAGCAGACAUGACAUCGCACCCCCAUAAUCUCGUCCCCAGUUUCAGAACAUGGACAAUUGCGAUGUGCUACAAGAUGGUUGUCAAGAUCAGGAUUCGUCAUGUCCAGACAGGACAUAUCUGGAAGCUCGAGAGCAAGUUUCCAUUUGAGAUCUUACCAGGAGAAGUGGAAGUGCCUGCAUAUAGCAAGCAGCCAACAUCUUCUGUUGAAGCUGGACCAUCAGCACUCUACCCGCCACAACUCUCAAGCGAGAACCAGGCAUCAUCAAGCUCUGCAGCCCCACCAGAGUUCCGCGAGGACCUCGCUCCGCCGUCAUACAAUUCUGGAGACGUCUGGAGGACUGAGCCUAGUUCCAAGAGGGCAUACUGA